Messenger RNA from Macadamia integrifolia, 1826 nucleotides. RefSeq names its product calmodulin calcium-dependent NAD kinase-like. The transcript is spliced from 8 exons. The record is from RefSeq and is a predicted model, not a curated record. NCBI's taxonomy places the organism in Eukaryota, Viridiplantae, Streptophyta, Magnoliopsida, Proteales, Proteaceae. Gene Ontology annotation, molecular function: kinase activity; ATP binding. The coding region runs from base 242 to 1687 and encodes 481 amino acids.
GAUAUCCUUCUCAAUCUUCAUUGAAACUUAGAAAUAAUUGGAAUCUAGCGACCAAAGCGAUGCUGCAGAGAGGUAGAGUACUAGGAGAGUUCUGAUCUCUCUCUCUCUCUCUCUCUCUCUCUAUUCAGAUAGAAGCAGCAGAAGCCAUGGUUUCUUCUUCCUCACUGUCUCAUCGAUCGGAUUCGCCAUCUUAGCCACAGCAGCGGCGCGAUUUCGGGAUCGCCUCCGCCUUAAGCACCAGAUGAGGGACCAAAAAAUCAUUCCAAAAUUGCAGAAAUCAGGUUCCAGACACAUAGAUGGCCUUGAACGUUUCCCUGACUAUGUAGCUAGACAAUUAGGAAUUGAAGAUCCAAGUAAGUGUCCUCAGCUCUGUAAGUUAGCUAAUGAUUAUCUGAAGAAAACUGAAGGUUGUGAGGAGAACAUCUAUGAGUACUUCUCUAAUGACCCAGAAGCUAAAUCCCUAUUCAUUAAACUCAUUGAGGAGCUUGAUAGAUGCAUCCUUUGUUACUUUUCUUUCCAUUGGACCCAAGCUUCUAAUAUGAUCAGUCAGGUAUUAAGGGAUGAUUCUGGAUCAACAAAGAAGCUGAAGAACAUUGUAAUGGCUGCCACUAGGAAGCAGAGAUUUGAGAAGGUGACCAAGGACUUGAAGAUGACCGGAUUGUUCUCUACACUGGUGACGGAGAUGAAAGCAAUUAGCAUCCCAUCAAAUGAAGAUUCCCAAUGCACAGAUGUGAUGGUGCCAGCGUCUGUUGGUGAGAGGAGCCCUGUACUCCUCUUUAUGGGUGGGGGAAUGGGAGCUGGCAAGAGCACUGUCCUUAGAAGCUUACUCAAAGAUUCCUUCUGGGCAGCAGUAGCUGAGAAAGCGGUUGUAGUUGAGGCCGAUGCGUUCAAAGAGACCGAUGUCAUUUACAGAGCCCUCAGCUCUAGAGGCCAUCACCACGACAUGCUGCAAACGGCUGAACUGGUACACCAAUCAUCCACUGAUGCUGCAUCAUCCCUCCUGGUAACAGCGCUCAACGAAGGGCGUGAUGUGAUCAUGGAUGGUACUCUCUCAUGGGAACCUUUCGUUGAACAGACAAUCACAAUGGCCAGGAAUGUUCAUCAUCACCGCUACCGCAUGGGUAUUGGAUACAAAGUUGCUGACAAUGGAACUGUAACUGAAAACUAUUGGGAACAAGUAGAAGAUGCUGAUGAAAAAAAGCAAGAAGACAAAGAAGCAGCACCGAAGAGAAUACCAUACAGGAUAGAACUAGUUGGAGUGGUGUGCGAUCCUCAUCUAGCCGUUGUUAGAGGCAUCAGGAGAGCUAUUCAAAUGGGAAGAGCUGUGAGGGUGAAAUCCCAGUUGAAGUCCCACAAGAGAUUUGCAAAUGGAUUUUCCAGGUACUGUCAAUUAGUUGAUGGUGCCAGGCUAUAUUGUACUAACACUAUGGGAGGCCCACCUAAGUUGAUAGCAUGGAAAGAAGGAGAGAACAAUUUGCUGGUUGAUCAACAAGAAAUACACUGUUUAAAGAGAGUAAGCAUGUUGAAUGAAGAUGCAGAAUCCAUAUAUGAACUUUAUACAGAAUUGGACAUGACAAGCAAGUCUGGCUUGAUCUGGGAAGACAUCAUCAUAUUGUCGCCUUCUUUGACAACUUGUUCUCAACAGGAACUAAAGAUUGCCAUCCAGAAAGCUGAAAAUCAGACAUAAUUAAUCUCACCAGUGCCGGGAACUGUAGUUUCAAAUCCUCUAAUUCGUGGUCCAUUCACGUACUCUAGAACAAAGACACUUAUGUAUUGCAGGACCAUAUGCUUAAUGAAACUAUCUAUGGAGAAUUUGGAAAUUAAAA